AUGGAUUGUUUACGUCGUUUCUUGCUCCGAUUCCCAUGGAUGUUCCCUGAAGACCUUGAAGCUAAUACACAAACGCCUCAGCCUCAGCGUUCUAACCCCGUCGACAUGGGACAGCAGAACCCUCCCGCGGGAGGAUCUCGAAAGAUCUCCUUCAAUGUAUCCGAUCAAUAUGAAAUCCAAGAUGUUAUUGGCGAAGGUGCCUACGGAGUUGUUUGCUCUGCCAUUCACAAGCCCUCGGGUCAGAAGGUUGCCAUCAAGAAGAUCACACCAUUCGACCACUCCAUGUUCUGCCUGCGUACACUGCGUGAAAUGAAGCUGCUGCGAUACUUUAACCACGAAAACAUUAUCUCCAUCCUGGACAUCCAACGACCCCGCAACUACGAGGGAUUCAACGAAGUUUAUCUGAUUCAAGAGCUGAUGGAAACAGACAUGCAUCGCGUUAUCCGCACACAAGAUCUCUCCGACGACCACUGCCAAUACUUCAUCUACCAGACCCUGCGAGCUCUCAAGGCUAUGCACUCCGCCAACGUUCUUCACCGAGAUCUCAAGCCCUCCAACCUCCUGCUCAACGCCAACUGCGAUUUGAAAGUCUGCGACUUCGGUCUGGCACGUUCGGCCGCUUCCACCGACGACAAUUCCGGAUUCAUGACAGAAUAUGUGGCUACGCGCUGGUACCGUGCGCCCGAAAUCAUGUUGACAUUCAAGGAAUACACCAAGGCCAUUGAUGUGUGGAGUGUCGGCUGCAUAUUGGCCGAGAUGCUGAGCGGGAAGCCUCUAUUCCCCGGAAAGGAUUAUCACCACCAGUUGACCCUUAUCCUGGACGUCCUUGGCACACCCACUAUGGAAGAUUACUACGGCAUCAAAUCCCGCCGUGCCCGUGAAUACAUCCGCUCCCUCCCCUUUAAGAAGAAGAUUCCCUUCCGUGCCCUCUUCCCCAAGAGCAACGAUCUGGCUCUGGACCUGCUCGAGAAGCUACUCGCUUUCAACCCAGCCAAGCGUAUCUCCGUCGAGGAUGCCCUGCGCCACCCCUACCUCGAACCAUACCACGAUCCCGAUGAUGAGCCAACUGCGCCACCUAUUCCCGAUGGAUUCUUUGAUUUCGACAAGAACAAGGAUGCGCUGAGCAAGGAGCAGUUGAAGGUCUUGAUCUACGAGGAAAUCAUGCGGUAA
Penicillium arizonense is the source of this 1170-nucleotide messenger RNA. Its product is annotated as mitogen-activated protein kinase. Gene Ontology annotation, biological process: intracellular signal transduction; protein phosphorylation. The record is from RefSeq and is a predicted model, not a curated record. Gene Ontology annotation, molecular function: ATP binding; MAP kinase activity. Lineage: Eukaryota; Fungi; Ascomycota; Eurotiomycetes; Eurotiales; Aspergillaceae. Bases 1 to 1170 code for a protein of 389 amino acids. The transcript is spliced from 5 exons. Gene Ontology annotation, cellular component: nucleus; cytoplasm.